AUGGUACACUGCAGGUCAGAAUCAACUAUAAUUCAAUUGUUACAGUACAGAAGAAACAAAGGGUAUGAUAAAGAAAGACUGCCAAAAUCUGGUAUUACCUCUGAUGUGUUAAAUGAAGCUACAGCAGCGUUCAUAUCUACAGUUAUUCAAGAAAUGGGACCAAAAGCAACACAACUCUGCCUAAAAGAUACAACAUACUUUCAAUUGCUCGAUGUAUUAGAUGAUUUGUUUCCAAAGUCAAAAUUCAUUUUAAUGGUUAGAGAUCCAAGGGCUGCUGUAGCAUCUGUUAUAAUGUAA
Messenger RNA from Trichobilharzia szidati, 297 nucleotides. The record is from the annotation of a GenBank genome assembly. Lineage: Eukaryota; Metazoa; Platyhelminthes; Trematoda; Strigeidida; Schistosomatidae.